Triticum dicoccoides is the source of this 910-nucleotide messenger RNA. RefSeq lists its product as uncharacterized. Lineage: Eukaryota; Viridiplantae; Streptophyta; Magnoliopsida; Poales; Poaceae. The record is from RefSeq and is a predicted model, not a curated record. The transcript has a single exon. The coding region runs from base 80 to 652 and encodes 190 amino acids.
AUCACUGUGUCCGCCACCUUGGCCCAGUUUGAAUGUGACAAAGAGAGGGAGACCAGACAAGCCAAGAACCCGGCCGGCCAUGCCGAGGUCUUCUUCCUCCUCCUCCGGCUCCGCGCCCCGCAUCCUCGGCAGGGCCAUGGCCAUCCUCACCCUGCCGCUCACCCCGCUCUCCAAGGCCAGGGCGGCGAGGACCCUGCUCCUCUUGAAGAGGCGCCGCGCGCGCCGCCUGCGCCACUACAACUACGCCUACGUGGGCGAGUACCAGUUCUCCCCGUCCGGCUCCCCGCUGCUCCUGCCCCGCCCGCCCGGCGUCUCCGCGUGGCGCGCCAGGCGGCGGAGCCGGGCCAGGACGGUCCUCGCCGCGCUGCUCUGCGGCGGCGGGUGCGGCUUCGGCGGCUUCGACGGGGACGGCGGGAUCGACGUCGCCGUGCUCGACGGCCUGCUGCCCCUGCCCCAGGCUCUGCAGGAGGACGAGCGAGCGGCUGACGACGGCGCGUCGUACGGGUACGGCGAGGAGGAGGUGUCCGACGGCGAGGAGGGGGUGGAGGUGGCGGAGGAGUUCGAGGGGGACGAGGAGGUGGACGGCCGCGCCGAGCGGUUCAUCGAGAGGUUCUACGAGGAGAUGAGGCUGCAGCAGAGGCGCCUCCUCUAGCUCUAGGCCGUGGUGCCGGAUCCAUGGACGACUCUGUCUGCUCUGCAUUUCGCCUUCGUCUUCAUUGGUAGAAUUGUCGCUAGCUAUCUUGGCUGCAGUUCGGUGGUUACAGUGUGUUCAUUAUUGCUUCCUCGCACAGCGUUGUUGUCCAAGUAGUAAGUAUCAUGUUCGCUCAUGUGUUUGAAUUUACCCAAAAUUCCGUCUUGUUGUGGUGUUGAUAAAUGCUGUCCGAUUUCAAAUCUGUAUUUGGUGCUAGUA